CCUUGGUUCUCAUUCAUGGCGACUGCAAGGGAACAGAAAAGCGGGGAAGAAGAAGGGUUGAGAACGGCGGGGAAGUUUGCAGAUAAAAAAUUCUUUAGGAAACCACCGAAAAAACCUUAUGAUCGGCCGCCGACUACCCUAAGAACAUCUGGAAACAAUUCGUGGAUCUUGAAGCUCGUUGAUCCGGCUCAAAGGCUCAUUUCCUCUGGUUCUCAGAUGCUUUUUUCCUCCGUGUUCCGAAAUUUCCCUCACCGUUUACCGUCUUGUAUUUCGUCUCCAGAAUCAAUCCAGUCAAGAAGGGAUGACAAGAAGGCCGAUGUAACGGAUCCUUUUGAAGUCCAAGUAGCAGCAGCUAAUGUAGGUGAUAAUCAGAAUAGAGCCGAUCGAUUUGUGAUGGUGGAGCUUGAAAAAGCUAUGAAGCAAAAGACCUUCACCAGGUCUGAGAUUGAUCAUUUGACGGCUCUAAUGCAUUCAAAAAAUGUUGAUUUGCCUGAUGUGAAUGAGGAGAAAAGGGUUAAGUUUAUCUCUUCUAUUCCAGAAUCUAACAGGAACGAGUUUAAAAAAAUAUCAAAUUCAGAAGUUAGAAUGCGCAGGCAAUCGUUCCCAACUCCCUUCUUGAGUUCAAGUGUCCUUGAUGAAGAUAUUUCUUCACCUGCAGAGAUAGCUAGAGCAUACAUGGUGAGUAGGCAGCCAAAACUUUGUCCUUCAAUGCCAUCUUUGCGGGCUCAAGGACUUGGGGAAAAUUCUGCUGGUCCAACUAGUACAUCAUUCUCUUCAAAAUCAAUAGAUAUGUUGCUUGUGCCAUCAUCUACUAGUCAGGGUUUGAAACGUAGGAGUUCAUUUUUUGAUAAUCACAUUGGACCCAAUGUUCCUCUGCGCAGAAUUCGACAAAAACCUAACAUUCAUCUCUCAAAGGGAUUAAGCUUACCCGUUUCUACUAGACCUAUUUCUGGUCCUGUAGAUAGACUUAGUUUUGAUGCUUCUCAGAGCUCCAAAUUUGGGAAAGUUCAUAAUUUUCCAUCUUCCAUUUGGAACUCACAAUUGUCUCUUAAACCCAAGAAAAAUUCUGCAAGAAAGUUUAUUAUGAACGUGGAGAGUGAUGACAUUCGUGGUGCAGGCAGCAGCUCUAUUUAUACUCCUUCAAGGUCUUAUAAGAUGGCUUCUAAGAUAUUGGAGCAGCUCGAUAAGUUGACCCCUCCAAAGGAGAAAGUUAAACGACUUCCUGUUGGGGAAAUAUCUCCCCCUAAGCUGUCACCAUUCACAGUAGAUGGGCAUCUCAAAAUUGUGAAGGAUGUGGACUUACCCAGAGAUGAAGAACUUGUUCAUGACAACAAGCAGUCAAUUAGUUUGCAUGGCGUUCCAUAUCAUGACAACCAAGAAAACACUUCACAAAAUAAAGAGAAGCUGGAAAAUAUGAAACCAUCGGAUCCUCAUCAUAGAUGUGCUCUACUGAAGGACUCAGGGUCCAUAGGUUCAAGUAAGGAUUCCAUGAUUGAUCUUGGAGUGCCUGCGCCUGCUGUGGUGAAAUCUACUAUUCAGCCCCCAAAAAACAAACUGGCGUUUCUGAUGUGGCCUGACAAGGAUCGUGUUGACCAUGAUGAAAGUUCUCCUGAUAGAGUUGCACCUGCUACCGCGGAGGAUAGGGAAGGUGACAUUUCUUUGGCUGUGAGACAAACAACUGCUAGUGAGUCUCUAGCACCAUCAAAGCCACAAACUGCAUCUGAAGUGAUAGUGGGUUCUCCUCUCAACAGAAGUUCUGAUUUGAAAACUUCUGAAGGUAGCGUUCAUGAUGAUAUGGAUACCAGUUUUACGUUCCAAAUUGCACCUUCACAACCAGAAACUAUUGAUUCUGCACCCACCAAUUCUUUUGGAAACAAUGAUCUUCCAGAAAAUAAGCGAAUUGAUUCUCCAGUUUUUAGCUUUGGAAAUAAUGUCUCUCCACGAAAACAGCCAAACGCUAGUUCUACUGCAUUUGAUUUUGGGAAUAAGGAUGCUUCUCGAACAGAAUUAUGUGCUGCUUCCGAAAAUGGCAAUGGAGCUUCAUUCCCAUACACGCAGUGGAAUCCAGCUUCUUCAUGUUCAGAUGUCCAAGGAUCAGUGUAUUUAAACGCCGUUGCUUCUUCAAAUCAUAAGCUAGAUUGCUCUUGGGGGACAUGCAAUGAUGCAUUCUCAUCUUCUGCCUCCAUAUCAGCUGGACUUGCAGUCUCAUUUUGCCCGACUGCUAGAUAUCAAAGUUUAAAUAAUGGCCUUUCCAUUUCAUGUCCAUCUCAAUACUCAUCGUGCAGUCCGCUAACUCCAUCUAUGGGGCAAAGUUCAUCAAGAUAUAUCUUCCUCUCAGCCAAAUGUGCCAGCAACGAUGCUAAUAUAACCACCAAUGACAAGCACCCGUCAACCACAAAUGUGAUAACUUCAUCUGCUCCGUCGGCUAUGGGCUUAGGAACUCAUGAAGACAAGAUCAAGCAGGAUGCAAGCCUGCACAUUGCAAAUAACACUUAUUUCAGUAGCAUAUCUACACCAGCAAAUUCUCACUAUAAUAUGUUCAGCUUCAAUCCUGGAGCAACGCCUUCGUUUGUGAAUAAUCAUCAGCUGAGAACACCUACUGUUAGCAGUGCACCUGAGCUUAGUGCUCAGGGAGUUUCUGCUGGAAAGGAAUUUACAGCUAAUGCGGAACAAACUUCAAUCAUUAUGGGAUCAUUCAUGUCUCAUGCAUCAUCGGUGAUGGCUGGAAAAGCAUCCAUCUCUUCUGGCAUUUCUUUUGGUUGCUCAUCUCCUGCUUCUGAACUGUUUCAUUCAGGAAGCAGGCCAUCGGAAUUUCCCAUCACUGGGUUUACUUGUGCCCAAGCAACUUCAACCCAUUUUUCUACUCCUAGGACACAUCUUGGGUUCGAGUCAUUUACAGGGGCAUCUUUCAGUUCAAUAUGUUCUACAACCUCAGCAGCAGCAAUGGCAGGUUCCUCAUCGAAGACAGUUUCAAGUAAUUCUCAUCACACAGUUGCUUUUAGAGUUUCUACAGGUAACAAGGACUGUGAAGAUCAGGGUACCUACAAGGACAAUGUUCCACUUUUCAGCCAAAAGCCAGUCCCACCCCCUUCAUCAGGAUUCUCUUUUAGUCAAGCCACCCCUGAAUCAAAUCCCUUUCUAGUUGGAAAGCAGCAGACAUUGGCUGAACCCCAAAACUCUUCUCCAUAUAUUGCUCAUUCUAGCAGCUUAGAAGCUAGAGGCAGCUUCCCCUUGAGUGCUGGCGGCGGUAACAAGGCUAACCGGAGACUUGUGAAGGUCAAACGAAAGAAAUAAAGAAAACAUCUCUGGCAGAGUUGCUAGAAAACAACCCCAAGUGUCCACCUCCCAAAUUCUUGUAAAUUUUAUAAUCUGAUUUACGGUCACAUUUAUGUCCAUCCCUCUUCAACUCCCGCGAAGAAAAGAGUGGCUUUAAGGUUGAGGAAAGCCAGUGAUUUCAGAUUUGUGGAGUCCAAAUUUGAUACAGGCUAUGACGAUGUAGUUUCUUCACCGUAUGGGAUCCGCAAAGUUCACAAGACAAGAGUUCAAGUAAGAACAAACCCUUUAUAAACUCUAGUGCUUUCUUUUCUUUUCUACUUUUCUACCUCCAAACACCAUACACAUUUGAAAUAUUCUGUUAUAGAGUCUCUAUCUCUCUGUCUUUUCUGAAUUAUUUGUUGGGUCGGUCUAAUACAAAGAAUAUAGUUCUGCAUAACAUGGAGUUGCAUCCA
Messenger RNA from Cucurbita maxima (winter squash), 3728 nucleotides. RefSeq names its product nuclear pore complex protein NUP1-like. Gene Ontology annotation, cellular component: nuclear envelope. The record is from RefSeq and is a predicted model, not a curated record. Gene Ontology annotation, biological process: poly(A)+ mRNA export from nucleus; nuclear membrane organization. Lineage: Eukaryota; Viridiplantae; Streptophyta; Magnoliopsida; Cucurbitales; Cucurbitaceae. The transcript is spliced from 9 exons. The coding region runs from base 16 to 3294 and encodes 1092 amino acids.